AUGGCCACCAAACCCUUGUCGUUGUAUCUAAUCCUUGGUGCAGGUGUAGCUGGUGUAAGCAUUCUCGGUCCCGCCGGCUUUGCGGAUCUUCUCCGCGAUAUUACUCGGGUGGUAUCGAAGCAUCUGAAGUCGAUAGACGAUGGAUCCGAGAGCAAGAGAGACCACACAGAUGACGUCAACAUGGCUCUGAUCGACCAGGUUCACAAGCUGAGCCUGCAGGUGCAGCAGCUAUCCACCAGCUCUCGACCAAUCACAGUUGUCAACGCGCCACCCGCACAAGACCGAGGGAGCAUUGUGGGGUAUGUGGUACCGAUGGCAGUCAUUGGUGCGGCCGGCUAUGGGAUCAUGUGGUGGAAGGGCUGGCGAGUGAGCGACCUCAUGUACGUGACCAGGAGGAAGAUGGACCAGGCAGUGAAGCUGAUGGGGGAGAAGAUGACGGAGAUGCAAACAGCCCUCGACACGGCCAAGAAGCAACUGGCGGGGCGGCUGGAGGGAGUGUCCAAGUCAGUGGCCGAGACGCUGAAGAUGCAGGCCGUGAUAAAGAAAGAUGUUAUCGAAGUGAAGGGGGUGGUUACCUCUGUGAGUCGGGACCUGGACAACAUGCAUGGGCUCGUGGAGGGCAUGGAUACCAAGCUCGCCUCGCUCGAGCAGAAGCAGGACAUUGCCACUCGGGGCGUGCUGCUGCUGUGCAGCUUCGUGAGCAGAGGGCUGCAGGGCAACCCCGGCAACCAGGAGUUACUGAAGGGCCUGGCGGACAUGUCUCAAAUGGCCGUGCCUCAGCUUGCCGCAGGGAAGGGAGGAGCGGCAGGCGGGGCAGUGGGGCUAUCAGGGCUCAAGGAGCUCGAGUUCAUCUCGUCUGCCCUCGAGUCCUCCGUGCACCAUACAGGAAACCCACCACUUGAUCCUGCCUACACCCACCAACCCACUCGCCAAGCCUCCUAUCAAGCCUCAUACCAAGCCCCGGCAGCAGGAGUCGUGAUUGAGGAGGUGGGGGAUGGAAGGGAGGGGUAUGGGCGGCCGCUUUCAGCGAAUGAGGUGUCGCCACCUCGUGCUCGUGAAGGAGGACCUGGGGGUUAUCCACCAAGGAAGCUGAGGCAUGCUCGAUUUGGGGACUGA
This is a messenger RNA of Closterium sp. Yama58-4, 1116 nucleotides long. Lineage: Eukaryota; Viridiplantae; Streptophyta; Zygnematophyceae; Desmidiales; Closteriaceae. The record is from the annotation of a GenBank genome assembly.